UCGUACCCGUACGUUUCUCAUGUGACAUGCACAUGCUACACACUAAGGAGGACAAGUGUCCUCGAUCGCUGUUGGGGGGUGCCCUCCCCAACCGCACUGUGAGGCCCCCCAUUACGACGCUCCUUGUGCGUUGUCACGUGGACCAGGGUGAUAGUCGUGGUCAUAGGGUACGCACUUCAAUGCUCAUUCACUAUCUCCGAACCACCUGGAGGGACGGGGUGCUGGCCACCAUCGGAUUCGACUUUCUCAGGGAUCUGAUGAUGGGAAUCGUAAAGGAGCUUGAGGCAGAUGGGACCUUGAAUGCGGAAGGCGUACUCAAGGAGGACCGCCUCUGGAGCUACCUGAUCCCCGCCAUGCUGGCAUGCAUCAUGCUGCCCAUCCGGAUUCCCGAGAGACCAUCAAGGGUUACACUCAGCUCUCUGCGAGCUGUGGCACGAAAACGAGGCAGCAUGGCGCAGGAUCCGGACGAAUGGGUGAACGCUCUCGGCCAGAUGAUCACGCUCCCUAAUGGCAGGAAGGCAUGGAAGAAGCAAAAAUCUGACUGUGACACAUUCCUGCACCUGAAGUACACCAGUCGCGUAAUGGAACCGCUUUCUGUCAGGAGGCUGGUGAAUGAGGUACUCAGCAGGGUAAUCGGCGAUGAUACGGCGACUUGGCUAGAGCACACGAAGAUCGAUUGGACUUAUAAUCCGAAGAUAGCCUCCAAGUUGUGCAGGCCGGCGGAGACAUUCUGCGAGUUCGACGUGGCACAAUGGAUGGAAAGCUACCAUCCGGAGCAAUGUCCUUGCAGGUCACGGAGAUAUAUGGACAUGCGCAACAAUUGGUCGAUUGAGUUGCUCGGGAGUGAGGGUUGCACGCACGUCAUCACACUGGACUCGUCAAUCACGGAUAGCCCGCUGCAGCAAGGCAUCAUCAGGGUCAGCCUCAACCAUAUCCCGUGCAUGGCACUGGAUGUGGAGGAGGUGAGCGUCGAGCUAGGAAACUGUCUGGACGAACUAUUCGCAUGGGUAACGGAGCUGAGCGACCUCAAUGCCUCUACCGAGUCGUUUCUUCGAAGGGUCAUUAUGAAGAAAGCGAAGGCGAAGAUGGAGAGGUACAGUGUUGCGGACAGACACGCUUUUGCCGAACCGUUCGAGCACCCGACUGUCAAGAGGGAGCUGGAAUUCACAACUGGCAGAUUCCUUAUCUGCCCCACUGACAAGGCGCCCAACACUUCGGCCUUUGUAUGCAAGAACUUCAUGCGGAAGCUAGCAUUCCAGAGGCUCUCCGGUCCCGAAUUCGCCAGCAUCAACGUACCACCUGCGGCCGUCAUCGCACGUAUACGCGGCGAACUCUCUGCUCUGCGUGAGGUUCCCACCGCACCGGCAACACUCCUGUACCUCAUGACAGUUCUCAAGGCACACAAGGGGACUUUCCGUUGGAUCACGAACACCGCUAAUACCAUCAUCUCCAUUGCCGUAGAGGUCUGUGCCUGUUUGCUGAGGUUCCUACUUCCACUGGCGCAGGUCUUCUUUCAGGAGAGAAGCUUGGAGGUGGAAGAGCAGUAUGGAGUCUGACCGAAUCUCUGGUGGGCCAUAGCCUCGGUGGGCGAAUUCCAUGCGAACCUUCCGGAGAAGGUAUACUCGGUGUUUACGGCCAACAUCACCAG
Molecule: messenger RNA, 1648 nt
Organism: Chara braunii
Lineage: Eukaryota; Viridiplantae; Streptophyta; Charophyceae; Charales; Characeae
Source: the annotation of a GenBank genome assembly